AUGGCUGGCCGUGGCAGCCGCACACGGGCCUGUAUGGUCUGCUCCAUUGUGCAGAGCGCCACUGAAUUUUACCGCAACGGCUGCCCCAACUGCGAAGAAAUUCUCGGCCUGCGCAACUCCCAAGACGCGAUUCAAGAAUGCACUUCUCAAGUCUUCGAAGGAUUGAUUGCUAUGGGGGACCCUAAGACAUCCUGGGUGGCUCGGUGGCAGCGCCUUACCGAUUACGUCCCUGGGGUCUAUGCUGUCAAGGUUGUGGGAACGUUGCCGAGAGAGAUAAUCGAUUCGUUGGAGGAUAAUGGCAUCAAGUAUAUCCCCAGAGAUGGAAGCGCAAUGGAGGAAGAUAGUGUUGCAGCUUCCUGA
Molecule: messenger RNA, 360 nt
Organism: Cladophialophora psammophila CBS 110553
Lineage: Eukaryota; Fungi; Ascomycota; Eurotiomycetes; Chaetothyriales; Herpotrichiellaceae
Exons: 2
Coding region: 1-360 (119 amino acids)
Biological process (GO): positive regulation of DNA-templated transcription, elongation; regulation of transcription elongation by RNA polymerase II; chromatin organization
Cellular component (GO): DSIF complex; nucleus
Molecular function (GO): RNA polymerase II complex binding; zinc ion binding
Source: RefSeq, a predicted model, not a curated record